AUGGCUGAAAUGACUGACGAGCAGCUGAAAGAACUAGUCCAUGCUCUGGUUCUGAACGUUGAUUUGAAAACAACCGGUCUAAAUAAGUUCAUCAAACUGCUUUCGAAAGAAGUUGGCUAUGAUCUCAAGGCAAAGAAAUCUUAUAUAAAGCAAGCCUUAACCGAUGCUAUCAACGCCAUGGAAACGGAAGAAGAAUCGGAGGAAAGCGACAGUGAUGUGCCAGUUCUCAAACCAAAACGGAAAGGAGGUGGUGGCCUUUCUGCGAAAAAGGAGAUCAGCGACGCCUUGGCAAAUUUCUUAGGAAAAGGAAAAGAAAUGGCUCGUACCGACAUUGUCAAAAGUCUCUGGGAGUACAUUCGCGAGCACAACCUACAAAAUCCCGAAAACAAAAAAGAAAUUAUACUCGACGACGCCAUGCGCGAUGUUUUCGGCUGCGAUCGCUUUACAAUGUUUACAAUGAACAAAUACAUUGGAGCGCAUGUCAGCCCUUUCAAGGCCGUAGAUUUGAAUACAAAUUCGACACCUUCCAAGCCUCGGAAACGAAAGGUCUCUACCAAGGCAUCCGGGGAGAAAAAGAAGCGCCAACCUGGUACACAACCACCCUAUCGGCUUUCUGCCGAGCUGGCCGAGAUUACUGGUGAAGCAAUAUUACCGCGACCCCAAGUCGUUUCAAAAAUCUGGGAAUACAUCAAAGCCAACGAGCUGCAAAAUCCGAGCGACAAACGUGAGAUACUUUGUGACGAGAAACUGCGAGCUGUUAUGAAGAAACCCAAGGUAACAAUGUUCAACAUGAACAAGUAUAUUUCGCCGCACAUUUUGGAACGUGUCGAAAGAGUCGUUCCCAAUGAUGUUGGAGUUGAUAGCGAAGCAAGCAGUGAUGUAUGA
Molecule: messenger RNA, 885 nt
Organism: Phaeodactylum tricornutum CCAP 1055/1
Lineage: Eukaryota; Bacillariophyta; Bacillariophyceae; Surirellales; Neidiaceae
Exons: 1
Coding region: 1-885 (294 amino acids)
Cellular component (GO): nucleus
Source: RefSeq, a predicted model, not a curated record